AUGCCUUCCGAAGCUGGUCACAGAUUAUACGUCAAGGGUCGUCACCUGAGCUACCAGCGUGGCCGCCACACCAUCCACCCUUCGACCAGUCUGGUCAAGAUCGAGGGUGUUGAUGACACAGCCGCUGCCAACUUCUACCUCGGCAAGAAGGUCGCCUACGUCUACAAGGGCCAGAAGGAGAUCCGCGGCACCAAGAUCCGCGUCAUCUGGGGCAAGGUCACCCGCCCUCACGGAAACUCUGGUGUCGUCCGUGCCAAGUUCACCAGCCCCCUCCCCUCCAAGUCUUUCGGUGCCUCUGUUCGUAUCAUGCUGUACCCCUCUUCGAUAUAA
This is a messenger RNA of Truncatella angustata, 330 nucleotides long. RefSeq names its product 60S ribosomal protein L33. The transcript has 5 exons. Gene Ontology annotation, biological process: ribosomal large subunit biogenesis; cytoplasmic translation. Lineage: Eukaryota; Fungi; Ascomycota; Sordariomycetes; Amphisphaeriales; Sporocadaceae. Gene Ontology annotation, cellular component: ribosome; cytosolic large ribosomal subunit. Gene Ontology annotation, molecular function: structural constituent of ribosome. The record is from RefSeq and is a predicted model, not a curated record. The coding region runs from base 1 to 330 and encodes 109 amino acids.